Truncatella angustata is the source of this 1197-nucleotide messenger RNA. Its product is annotated as coproporphyrinogen III oxidase. The record is from RefSeq and is a predicted model, not a curated record. Gene Ontology annotation, cellular component: mitochondrial intermembrane space; cytoplasm. Bases 1 to 1197 code for a protein of 398 amino acids. The transcript is spliced from 2 exons. Gene Ontology annotation, molecular function: coproporphyrinogen oxidase activity. Lineage: Eukaryota; Fungi; Ascomycota; Sordariomycetes; Amphisphaeriales; Sporocadaceae.
AUGUUCAAGAGGCGUGUCUGCCAGAUAGCUUUGCCGUUGCGCCGGCCGCAAGCCUCGAAUCGCCUGCCCCAGAGGUUCUUUUCAACCCGGACUGGAAGUGCGAGCUCUCAAUGGACCAACCGAACUGUCUGGGCGGCUGCUGCAGCCUUGUCGGUAUCAGUUGUAGCAUACGGCAUGACACAACAGGACCCCUUGAAGCUCGACUCCCGAUCUCUUGCCGAACUCGAUGAGCGCACGAGGCGUGAAGAGGGCAUCACUGAAGAGUCGCCAAUGCGUCUGCGCAUGGAGGAGUUGAUCCGCCAGAAGCAAGAGGAGAUCGUGUUUGCUCUCGAACAAAUCGACGGCACCCGGUUCCGCAGGGACACAUGGCAACGGCCCAAUGGCGGUGGCGGUCUAUCCAUGGUUCUGCAAGACGGCAACGUGUUCGAGAAGGCCGGUGUCAACAUCAGUGUCGUGUAUGGUACGCUCACCAAGGGAGCAAUCGAGAAGAUGCGGGCCAACCACUCCAACAUCGCGACAAAUGUCGACGAACUACCCUUCUAUGCCCUCGGGCUGAGCCUGGUCCUGCACCCGAUCAACCCCAUGGCACCUACAGUACACUUCAACUGCCGAUACUUUGAGACCAUGAACGCCGAUGGCACACCGCAGACAUGGUGGUUCGGAGGCGGCAGCGACCUGACCCCCAACUAUCUUUACGAUGAGGAUGCGGUCCACUUCCACAAAACAUUGAAGGAGGCCUGUGACAAGCACAACAAGGACUACUUCCCUAAAUUCAAGAAGUGGUGCGAUGACUACUUCUUCAACAGCCACCGUGGUGAGAGAAGAGGCAUCGGUGGAAUCUUCUACGACGAUCUGGAUGACACUGUGACGGAUGCUGAAAACGCAUUCGCAUUCACCAAGGACGUGGUCAGCAGCUUCUUGCCCUGCUACUUGCCCAUCAUCGAGAAGCGAAAGGACCUGCCAUACACACAGAAGGAGGUCGACUGGCAACAGAUCCGUCGCGGUCGCUAUGUUGAAUUCAACCUCGUCCACGACAGGGGAACUGCUUUCGGCCUGCAGACCCCCGGCUCGAGGACCGAGAGUAUCCUGAUCAGUAUGCCGAGGACAGCGUCUUGGAAGUAUAUGCAUGAGCCAGAACCAAACACCCGUGAGUCCAGGACUCUGGAAGUUCUGAAGAACCCUAAAGAAUGGGUGUAA